Messenger RNA from Danaus chrysippus (African queen), 4701 nucleotides. The record is from the annotation of a GenBank genome assembly. Lineage: Eukaryota; Metazoa; Arthropoda; Insecta; Lepidoptera; Nymphalidae.
AUGUUGGACUCUAGAUAUUCCGACAACGAGGUCUCUCGAAGAGAUAUCCCUUCGUUUAUAGAACCUCGGCCUCCAUUAAUAUCGAAUCCAUUUAUGAGACCGAGGCCACAAAAGGGUACAAAUCUAUUGGAAUUAUUCGAAGAGGAUUCAGAGUGUGAAGAACCAGAGUUAGUGCAAGUUUAUUUAAGAUUAAAACCAUGCAAUAAUCCGAGUAAUUUAUACGAGGUUCGUUCUGAUCGUCAUCUAAUAACGUCUUUGGACACAACCACGGCUGGUCACGGGAGAAAAACCCAGCAUAAUGUUUCAAAAAUGUUCACAUUCUCACAUAUCUUCGGACCGGAUACCAGUCAGAAAGAAAUAUUUGAAAACGUCGUUAAAGAAAAUCUUAGGAAGCUGCCUGAAGGUAAUAGCUUCACUCUCCUUACCUAUGGAGCGUCCGGUUCAGGGAAGACAUUUACUCUUAUGGGCACAGUUUCAUCGCCUGGGUUAAUCCCGAGGUCUUUGGAAUAUGUAUUCAAAGUGGUUGAAGUUGAACAAACUCCUGUAUACAAACCAUCGGAGACAGGAGCUGAUAAAUUGAAUUACGCUCAACAGGAAUAUGAAUUACAGUGGGUGAAAAGAUUACAUGUGUCGGCACCUCUUAAAGACAAAUAUCGCAGGAUGAGUGUACAGUUGAAGAAUGAUCUGACCAGUCAUCACGACUUGAGUAACAGAAACAGACAUUAUGUAUGGAUAUUAGCAAACGGUGGGAAAAGGGAGAUAUUAGUAAACGGUGGGAAAAGGAUAUUAGCAAACGGUGGGAAAAGGAUAUUAGCAAACGGUGGGAAAAGGAUAUUAGCAAACGGUGGGAAAAGGAUAUUAGCAAACGGUGGGAAAAGGGAGAUAUUAGCAAACGGUGGGAAAAGGGAGAUACAUAUUAGCAAACGGUGGGAAAAGGAUAUUAGCAAACGGUGGGAAAAGGAUAUUAGCAAACGGUGGGAAAAGGAUAUUAUCAAACGGUGGGAAAAGGGAGAUAUUAGCAAACGGUGGGAAAAGGGAGAUAUUAGCAAACGGUGGGAAAAGGGAGAUAUUAGCAAACGGUGGGAAAAGGGAGAUAUUAGCAAACGGUGGGAAAAGGGAGAUAUUAGCAAACGGUGGGAAAAGGAUAUUAGCAAACGGUGGGAAAAGGAUAUUAGCAAACGGUGGGAAAAGGAUAUUAGCAAACGGAUAUUAGCAAACGGUGGGAAAAGGAUAUUAGCAAACGGUGGGAAAAGGAUAUUAUCAAACGGUGGGAAAAGGGAGAUAUUAGCAAACGGUGGGAAAAGGGAGAUAUUAGCAAACGGUGGGAAAAGGGAGAUAUUAGCAAACGGUGGGAAAAGGGAGAUAUUAGCAAACGGUGGGAAAAGGGAGAUAUUAGCAAACGGUGGGAAAAAGGAGAUAUUAGCAAACGGUGGGAAAAUUAAGAUUUUAGCAAACGGUGGGAAAAGGGAGAUGGUAGCAAAUGGUGGGAAAACUGAGAGGGUAGCAAUGGGUAAAAAAAGGGAAAAGGUAUCUUUCAUAGAAAUCUACAACGAAGGCAUAUAUGACUUAUUAGCUCCGGGAGAUAGACGGAAUGCUCAGAAGUUAGCUAUAAGAGAUGAUUCAAGUGGAAAUGUAUAUGUUAAGGGAGCAACCCAGGCCUUUGUUCGUUCAGGCGAGGAGGCAUACAAUGUGAUGGUUGCUGGCAAACACAACUUACAAGUAGCAGCCACAGGCGUGCACGCCCAGUCAUCACGAUCACACUGUAUAUUCACUAUAACCAUGCUCACAGAAGGAGAUGGCGUGGUGGGCGCGUCCCACGUCCGUCUAUGUGACCUGGCGGGCUGCGAGCGCGCGGCUCGGACCCGCAACACGGGCGCACGUAUGUGUGAGUCGCGAGCUAUCAAUUCGUCGCUACACGUGUUGGAAAGGUGUCUCCGGGCGCUCCGGAGGAAGGGGGCGAAGGCGCCCGCUAGGACCGUUAUACCGUAUAGGGAAUCCAAGUUGACUCGUCUUCUAGGGUCAGGGUUGUCGGGAGCGCGCGGCGAGGCUGUCAGUAUGGUGGUGACCCUGAACCCGUCUCCCGAAUACGCUAACGAGACGAGACACGUGCUGCAACUAGCGGCCGUCGCUAAAGAUAUACAGAUAAAUAAUACAAUAUCUGACUAUCCGAGCUCUUUGGAAGACACGACCUCUCAAGACAUGAGUAUUACAUACAAUGCUGAAAUAAUGAGGCUGAGGGAGGAAAAUGGGAGGCUGCACUUUGAACUAGCGCAAGCUCAGUCACGUAAUGCGGAGCUUUUAUCAAACAUGGAGCAACGACAGGCCGCCGGGGCAGAGACUAUGAGGGAACUGGUUUCUGAGGCGAGAGAGAUUACUGCUAGCUACUAUGAAGAACAACUUAAAGUACUACGGAACGAGAUGGCUGAAAUGGUAGAAGAAUAUGAAUCGAGACUGAAUGCUGUACAACCCAGUAAACAAGAUACACCAUCGAAAAAUAUUGACGCUAAGGUCAACCAACUCAUGACUGAAAUCGCUAUACUAGAGGAAAAAUUACAAGCUGAGAAGUUAGCACGAGCUCGGGCCGAAGAAGAAGUCCAGCAUUUGAGAGCCUGUAUAGAAGAAAGAGAUGAAAAACCUGAUGAAGAUCCUAUCUCUGAGAAUAUAUCUCUCACUGAUAGUGAUAGUGACAGUGAUGACGAUCCUUGUAAUGAAAGUCUUGAACCGACUUUCAAGAAGGAGGAUAUUAAUAGAUCGAGAUUACACAGACAGAGUGCUGUCCAAGAUAUAGAUAGUGGAAAUGAUAAUAGUGUGCUCGAUGGAACUAUUGAUACACUUAAAGACGAAAGUCGCGGGAACGAUACUAGCAAAUACGUCAGUGACUUAGAUUGUAGUGCCACAGAUAGUAUAGACACUGAUAAAAUAUGUACCGUCAAGAAACUUGAUGUACGCGGAACAUACUAUGUUGGAGAUCAUAAUGAAGUUGUAUGUGAUAAUGAUCGCGCUAAGUUAAGCAGAGAAACGUAUUGUGUUCCGGAUUGUAAUGUAUCGGUUAAAGAUCUAUUGAAUACAACGGAACAGGAACCGGAAGUCGAUAAUGAUGAUAAUCAUGUUGGUAGUACUGAAAAGGAUUUAAGUUUAAAAGACAUUGAACUGACUCAAGACAAAAAGCCGGAUACAUUUGUCAAUAAAAUUAUAAGCUCCAUCAAAGAAGCGUCGACCUCAGAUAGCAAUAACUCUCUCGCACAAUUUGAACGGCUAGAGUUAGAAACUAAGGUAACUAACAAAGAUUUUAAUGCCACCGAAGUUUUAACUGAUAUAAAUAUAUUGAAAGAGAACAGACAUUACUUCGAUAUACCAAAUGAAUCGCCCGUCGCAAAAGAAAGGAAGAUAUUCUUCGAUAAUCUGAACGCGGAGCCGAAAACUGUUUUAGACGAUAUUAAAAAACAGAUAGAUGAUAGAUCUCCGUCUAUAGUGAGAGAAGAAUGUACUUUAGAAUUCACACCGAGCAUGAUAAAGAAAUUACUAGGAGACAGCAAGAGACAAGCUAGGAAUAUACCAAUGAAUUUAGUUAGGGUGUGCCCUAAAAACCACAUUUCUAUCGAUUUGUUUGAAGAUUCACCCCGAAUUACUCCCAGAAUCGAAGAUAAUAUCGAAACUGUAAGGAAAUCUAUUGCUGAUAUGGUUGUAGUCGAUAAAACAGACACUGUUGUAGAAGAAACAGUGGGCAAUGAAAAUAAACGAACUUCGAAUGUCGUGAUAGAUAUAAAGGAAGAGGAAAACAUUAUAGAAAGUAUUGAUAUUAAUAUUGAAAAUAAUGACUUGAAAAAUAAUAAAAAUGAUCAAGAAAAUGACACAAUAAAACAUGAACUAAAUGAAGAAAUAAAACUACCACAAGACGAAUUAGAGCAUAUUAAGGAUGAAGUUAAAGAUUCACAUGAAGAUGAUUUAAAUACGAACAAUUUGGAAACUAAAAAAACAUGUAGCGAUAAAGUUAUUGCAUCGGAAGAAAUAAAAACAAAACCAGAAGAUAAUACAGACGUAUCAAUUAUAACUGACAUAAAGAAAGAGAGAAUUGAUCAAAAUAUAGAUAUUAAAAUAACUGACGAAUCUCGCGCAAAUAUAAAUAAUAAUACUUUGGAAGAAUUCGAUAAUAUAUAUAAAGAUAUAACAGUACCGCGAGCCACGGAGUUUGAAUUGUUAGUGUCGCAAGAGAUUAGAGAGUCGAGUAUCGAAGAUUGUGACAAAAGCAACAACAACGAAGAAACUGACGAAGUUAAAUACAAACUGCGUCAUAGAAAGACUGAAAAGACCAAAAUCGAUGCGAGAAAAGACGUAGAGAAGCCCAGAAGAAAUCUAAGGUCACGCAGAAGAAAGAAUCAAUCGGAAGAAGAAGAUUCGGAAAAAGAAAUUAAACUCAAAGACAUAGCGAAUCUACAGAAUGAGUUCUCAGACGUCACUAUGGACAUGCCCGCGCCAUUUAAGAAAAACAAAGAUAUUCCCUCUCCAGAGAAAAUUGAUGAAAAUAUUCCACCGAUGAUGGGUAUACAGAGCUGUCCUGCGAAAAGCGUGACUCGAAGCCGUCGCAAGUUAUUCACUCCACGAGCUGAACCAUUGGACGAAAGUGGACAAGGCGACAGUAACGAACGAGUAUGUGUACCGCGACCUUCUUACCACAGACCACGGGCGAGGCGCAAACUAUGA